CUCUGUCUCUUCUCCACAUCCUCAUCCUCGCCGUUUACCGUUGACAACUGCUGCAGUUGAAGCUACCAUCCACACUGUCGUUAAAGAUUCGCGACCGAUAUUCGACUUGCGACCGACAAACGCACGCCAAUCGAUAAGCUGCAUAUCGAAGCGGGGUUUCCACAUUCCACGCCUCAUCGACCCGACAUUCUACAUCCACAUUCCACAGCGAACAACGCCAUUGUCCAUCGCCCAAGAGGGCCACCCUCGACACAAUGCGCUUCCACCAAGCGCUCCUCACAGCCGUCAUCCUCACACCGCAUCUCAUCACCGCAACACCGAACCCUCAUCCGAAUGAAGAAGCCGGCUUCAGCUUCAACGAACUCUUUGCUCGCUACGAGUGCGCUGGAACGCAAUGUGGAUACUACAACCAGUUAUGCUGCACCUGGGGCAGCUCAUGCGUCACCGACUCUGCUCAACGAGCCCAAUGUACAUCUGAUGGAGGAGGAGGUGCGCAAGUCACACAAGCUGCGGGAGGAACAGGAGGAUACUGGCAGACAUACACCACAACUUGGGUCGAGACGGAUUACGUGACCAAGACCGCCGUUAUGAGCACAUACAUCGGUGGAGCGCAACCCACAGCCGCGACGUGCAACUAUGCUCUCAACGAGGUGCCGUGUGGAUCGACCUGUUGCGGAAGCGGCCAGUACUGUAUGACGGACCAGAUGAUCUGUGCAGCUGCCGCAGGAGGUGGAAGUUCUGGAUACUACAGCAGUCAAGGCGCCACGGCCGGCGCAGGAAUCCGUCCCACUUCAUCCGCCGGCAUCACCGUUACCAAAACCCAGGGCCCCACCGCGACCCUUGCGUUCAUGACACCCGUUGCAACGGGCGCCAACAUUACCCUCACCGAAGAUAAUAUGGGCGGCGGCGGAGGGCUUUCCGGAGGAGCAAUCGCUGGUAUCGUCAUUGGCGUGUUGCUUGGUCUUGCGCUCCUCGGACUGCUCUGCUUCUGCUGCUGCGUCAAGGGUCUUCUGGAUGGGCUUCUCGCAUGCAUUGGUAUGGGCGGUAAGCGCAAGCGGAAGACAGUCGAAGUCGAUGAAUACACCCGACACUCCCGUCACUCCGGAGGUGGCAAUGGCAGGACGUGGUAUGGCGCUGCACGGCCCGCGACCCGUGUGAGUCGAAGAGAUGACCACUCCUCCAAGGGCAAGAACGCGCUCGGCAUCGGCGCGGGCCUGGCAGCGUUGUGGGCGAUCCUGGGCCUGAAGAGGAAGCGGGACAACAGACGUCAUGAUGAGAAGAGCGAGUAUUCGUACUCUAGUGACUAUUACACCAGUGCCAGCAGCGCAAGCUCAGAUGACAGGCGGACAAGAGAUACCCGACGCUCAAUGUCCCGACGAUGAUGAAGAAGAGGUGGCCUUUUGGUUGAAACGCGAAGAACGAAUGCAUGUUUCCAUGGUCCAUGAAUGAGGCCUCUAUUCCCAGCGGGCCGGGCGGGUUCAGAAGCAACCCAAGAUUGAUGCAUUUGGCUUGUACAUACUCAUACGCCAAACAAACUGAAUGUUCUGC
Messenger RNA from Zymoseptoria tritici IPO323, 1548 nucleotides. RefSeq lists its product as uncharacterized. Lineage: Eukaryota; Fungi; Ascomycota; Dothideomycetes; Mycosphaerellales; Mycosphaerellaceae. The coding region runs from base 255 to 1382 and encodes 375 amino acids. The record is from RefSeq and is a predicted model, not a curated record. The transcript is spliced from 2 exons.